AGAGUUAUGUAUUUUUUCAGAUGCAUCUACACUCGCGAUAGGAGCUGUGGCCUACAUGAGAGCAGUUGAUGUUGAUGGAACAUACCAUGUUGGCUUUGUCAUGGGUAAGUCCAAGCUGGCUCCAAAGCCUGCUCACACUAUUCCACGCCUUGAACUUUGUGCUGCUGUGUUGGCUGUCCAGUUGUACGAAGCGAUCCAAGAGGAAAUGGACAUCAGUGUAGAUGCAGUUACGUUUUUUACAGACAGCAAGAUUGUACUUGGCUACAUCCAUAAUUCUUCAAGAAGAUUUUAUGUGUAUGUGUCCAACAGAGUGGCAAGAAUAAGGCAAUCUUCUUGUCCAAACCAGUGGCAUUAUGUUUCAACAAAUCAGAACCCUGCAGACCAUGCCACCCGGUUUACUGCAGCAGAGUGCUUACAACAGACCAGCUGGCUUACAGGUCCCAGUUUUUUGACAUCAGAUUCUGCAGAAAAGCCCCCUGAAACCAACAACUUCAAUCUGGUGGAACCUGAAACGGAUGUUGAAAUUAGACCCAUUGUGACAGUUCUGACUACCCACACCUCAUCAGGUCAGUUAGGGUCACAUCGAUUUGAGCGAUUCUCAGAUUGGACAAGACUCUGUAACACUAUUGCUAGACUCAUGAGUGUCGCCGUCUCCUUUAAGAAGAAUCAUGAGGAUGGAAAACGUGAAACAGGGAAACGUUUUGCCAAAAUACCCAGUACGGUGGAGCUUAAAAAGGCUGAAAUUCUAAUCAUUCAUGACAUCCAACAAGAGGCUUUCAAGGAAGAGUUUAAGUGUCUUGAGAAAGGAGCGACACUUCCAAAACAAAGCCCACUUCAGAAACUUAACCCUGUGAAAGACAGUAAUGAUUUGCUGAGAGUUGGAGGUCGUAUUUCAUCUGCAGAGAUGCCAAAUGAAGAGAAACAUCCACUGAUCAUUCCUCGAACAUGCCACAUUGCCACAUUACUUGUGAGAUUUUUUCAUAAAGAGGUGGCUCACCAAGGUCGCCACAUAACAGAAGGAGCUCUUCGAGCUGCUGGUUAUUGGAUUAUUGGAGCCAAGCGGCUGGUGUCUUCUGUAAUCCAUAAAUGUGUUAUCUGUCGCAAGCUACGUGGACAUCUACAAAAACAGAAAAUGGCAGAUCUGCCUAGAGACAGACUUACACCUGAACCCCCAUUCACAAAUGUGGGCCUUGAUAUCUUUGGACCAUGGACCAUCAGUACACGUCGCACAAGAGGAGGAAGUGCUAAUAGUAAACGGUGGGCAGUCCUUUUCACCUGUAUGUCAACCAGAGCUGUGCACAUAGAGCUGGUGGAAUCCAUGUCAACAGAUAGCUUUAUCAAUGCUCUGAGGAGAUUUUUUGCUAUCCGUGGUCCUGCCAAACUUCUCCGAUCCGAUAGGGGAACCAACUUUGUGGGUGCAUGCAGAGAACUGAACAUCACCUCUAAAGAGGCAGUGAUUGAAUCCUAUCUCCAAAGCAAAGGAUGCACAUGGAUUUUUAACCCACCACAUUCAUCACACAUGGGUGGUUCAUGGGAGAGACUCAUCGGAGUAGCCAGACGUAUUCUGGAUGCUAUGUUACUUCGAACAGGACACACUCAUCUCACUCACGAGGUUUUGAGCACUCUCAUGGCUGAAGUCAUGGCGAUCAUGAAUGCCAGACCUCUGGUGCCGGUAUCCAAUGAUCCUGAGAUGCCUACAAUCCUCACUCCAGCCAUGUUGCUUACUCAAAAGACAAGCACAGUGUCAGCUCCUUCUGGUGAAUUCAAGAUGGGUGAUCUCCAAGGUAAACAAUGGAAACAUGUCCAAUGUCUUGCUGAUACUUUUUGGAAGCGAUGGAAACAGGAAUAUUUGUCCACUCUACAAGUGCGCAGGAAAUGGACUCGGCAAGAGAAAAACAUAAAAGUGGGAGAUGUUGUCUUACUUAAAGACAGUCAAGCCCACAGGAACGAUUGGCCCAUUGGGAUUAUUGUGAAAACUUUACCAAGCAGUGAUAGGAUUGUACGCAAGGUAGAAGUGAAGACAACAAAAGGAGGACAUGUCAAGGUUUUCCACAGACCUGUCUCAGAAGUUAUUGUUCUGCUUUCUGAAGGCCUUUGAAGAUGGACUGAUUGAGUUUUCUGUAACUAUGGUGUCAAAAUAAUAUUUUGCCAAGCGGGGAGUGUGCUGACUCCAUCAUUAUGUUUGUUAAGAAUUGCAUGGGAAAUUGUAAGUUAAAAUAUGGAACCUUACUGACACCUAGUGGACAUAGUUUGCAUGUAUAAUUUUGGGCAGUCAAGCAGAACUC
Fundulus heteroclitus (mummichog) is the source of this 2285-nucleotide messenger RNA. RefSeq lists its product as uncharacterized. Gene Ontology annotation, molecular function: nucleic acid binding. The coding region runs from base 56 to 2098 and encodes 680 amino acids. The transcript has a single exon. NCBI's taxonomy places the organism in Eukaryota, Metazoa, Chordata, Actinopteri, Cyprinodontiformes, Fundulidae. The record is from RefSeq and is a predicted model, not a curated record. Gene Ontology annotation, biological process: DNA integration.